GUUGUGUUUGGUAAACAGUGAAAUUAAUAGGUAAAAUAAAAAUAAGUAUUAAUGAGUUUAAGUACCUAAUAUAAUAUUUUGUUUAAAAAUUGACAUCGGUGCCAAUGACAGUUUAAGUGACAACAAUUAGAAAAAUUCAAAUUCACACCUUCGAGAAACAAACACUGGUCAUAAAGUAAACUAUUGCAGUAAAUUGGUUGAAUAUUAAAUUAACUACCUAAGUACCUAUGUAACAUGUGUGUAUUAAACUAUUAAUGAAGAAAAUUGUACGUAUUAAUUUAAAGCAAAAUGUCUUGUAACUAUGCUGAUGGUUUAUCUCCAUAUGAAUAUAAAGGAGAAGUUGGUAUGAAUGAAGUUUUUGACACUCCUGAAGUUUUAAAACAAAAAAUUUCACUUCUUGCUCAGUGGAUCAAAGAUUCUAAAUACACAGUUUUUCAUACAGGUGCUGGUAUAAGUACAUCAGCAGGUAUACCAGAUUUCAGAGGACCAAAAGGAGUAUGGACUUUAGAAAAAGAAGGAAAGAAACCAGAAAUAAGCUUAGAUUUCAAUGAUGCUAAACCAACAGUUACACAUAUGGCAAUCAAAAGCUUGGUCCAAAAAGGUUAUGCAAAAUAUGUUGUCAGUCAGAAUAUAGAUGGUUUGCAUUUGAAGUCAGGAUUACUUCGUCAGUAUGUUUCUGAAGUUCAUGGAAAUAUGUUUACUAUGAAAUGUAAUAAAUGCAAAAGGAGCUAUGUGAGUAAGACUGCUGUAAAAACAGUAGGACAACGAUGCUUAAACAUAAAAUGUUUUGGGAAAAACAAGAAUGGCCAUCAAUGUCGAGGUAUUCUAUAUGAUACAAUAUUAGACUGGGAACAUCAAUUACCCAUCGAAGAGUUAGAAUUAUCAGAGUUACAUUCCAAAAUGGCUGAUUUAUGCAUUUGUCUUGGGACUUCAUUACAAAUUCAACCAAUCAAUUUGGUUCCAUUUAAUGCAAAAAAAAACAAAGGAAAAGUUGUUAUUUGUAAUUUACAAAAAACAAACUGUGAUCGUAAGGCAGAUUUAGUUAUUCAUACAUAUGUAGACAAUUUGAUGACAUCUUUAAUGGAAAUUCUUGGAAUAGAUAUUGAUAAAUAUGAUGAGAUCAAAGAUCCAACAAAUAUAAAUCAUGAAAUCACUGAUUGGUCAAUUUAUGAAACUGAUUUAAAGAAAAUACGAGAAAUUAAAAGAAACACAACAAAAUCAAAAAAACGCAAAAAGUCUGAAAUUAAAUUUCCUAAUCCAGAAUCAGAAACAGAAUCACCUCUUAAUAAUCAAAUCCUUAAACCAUCAAAAAUUUCUAAACUUAAUAAUAUUGAUAAUAUUAUAAAAUAAUAAAAAGAAAUAAUUAGGCUUUUUAAUUACAUUUGUAAUAUGUUUGUAUUCAUUAUAAAUUUUCUUAUAUGGAAUUUUUUAACACUUUUAAAAAUAAUUCAUAUUGAAAAUCCUAUACUUAUAAAAAUGAUAAUAGCACAAAGUUGAAAAUAUUAUAUCUUAUUAUUAUAUAGUAGUUGGAAGUAGCAUGUUGCUUAUUAGUUAUUACCAGUGUAACAAUAAUUAUGCAAUUUUUUUUUUUUUUUUGUAAUUCACUGUAAAUAUGAUAUAUGUUCAAAAAAUUACCAUUUCGGGUUUAUAAUUAAAUGUGCAUUAUUUUUUAGACUGCAUCCGAGUUCUGUUCUAAGAACCUUUUUUUAUACUAAUUCCGUUCGGACAAAAAUUAUAAUUAAAAUACAGUAGAAAUUGUUUAUAACGACGUUCAAGGGACAUAAAAUUAAUAACCAUUAAUAACCCAUUUAAAUAGGUCAUAAUAAUUAUAGUAAUAUAGGUAUUCAUUAUAUUAGUACAUCUUCAUAAUUUAAUGUAAUAUUACGAAAUUCAAAAUUCAAUAAAUAUUUUAAUAGUUAAAGUCAAACUAGCAUAUAAAUAGUCAAAAAUAAAAAUAAAAUACAUUUUGAUGUAGUAAAAUUCAAUUAGUUGGUGCGAUAACUGAAAUCAUAUUAUCUUUUUUUUUUUCUAAAUAAUAAAUUAUUAUUAAAUUCUAUUUUUGACCUUAUUAAGUUGUAUAUUUUAUAUAUUUAUAGUAUAAUAUAAAAAAACUUGGCACAGGUCGAUCUAGUCCUAACCAAUCCUUUAAAAAAUCUUGGGAAAGAACUAAUAUAUUAAUUUUAAAAAACCUGGGAUGGAACAAUUAUAUCUUUAAAUUCAAUUUAUGUAUAUGAAAUAGAUAUCUGAUGCAGCCAUUUUUUGUACUCCAUAAACAAUGUAUUUAAAAUGUCUAAAUUAUUUCUUUAUUAUUUUCUCAAAAAUUUUUAUUUUGUACUUUUUUUUAUGUCUCCAUUUUAAGAGAAAUUUUAGCAUUUUUAGUUCAUUUUAUUGAUAUGUAUUAUAUAUGGUAUACAAAUAGAUAUAUUAUAUGUAUGAUAUAUACAUACCAUAUUUUUAAUUUAUUGUACAAGCUUUAACAAAAUAUUAUAUUAAGAAAUAUUGUUUUUAUAAUGUUUGUUUUAAUGUACCUAUGUUUUUUUAUGAGUGCCAAAUGUCAAUUUUGUGUGUAUAUACAUUAUCGUAUUAGUCUAAUCAAUAGUGGUUAUCAAAUGUGAUCUGAGACUCUAACAGUUAACAACUCAUUUUUGAGUUCAAGGCAUAUCACAAUAUUGCAUUUAUUUCAAGUACAAUGUGUUUAUUUAAUGUAUGUGUUAAUGUAUGGUUUUUGUCAAAGCUGGGCGAGCUAACAAUUUUUAACCCGUUAAGUUAUUUUAAAAUAAUAAAGUUAUUUUAAAAGUGGCUCAUACUUUUUUUCGUUAACUCUGAAAAAAAAGUAACUUAACUUAGUUUAAAGUUAAAAUUUUCUUAUUUGCAAAAUAAAAAAUUCCAGACACAUAAUAAUGUUUAUUAGAUAGUUUUUCUUUAAGCUCAAGAAAAUAACUGGGGAAAUUUAAAUUGAUACAUUAAAGUAUUAAUACUAACUUCAAAAACCUAUCUUUUUAAAAACCUCAUUUAAAAAUUUGCAUUAUUGUGUAGACGAAAAUUAACUUAAUUUAGAUAUUUUUGAAUAAAAUUAACUUGAAGUUAACACGUUAUUCUUAAAAAAAAAAAAAAGUAACGUUAAUUAACUUAAUUUUAACUUUUAAAUUUAAAUUCGUUAAUGUUCAGCUUUGAAUAUUAUAAUCAUACUAUAUUAUUAUGUCAUGUAAUAGCCAAUAGGUGUAAAUUGUAAAAUUACUGCAGUGUUAGAAUAAACUCCUCGAUGUACGAUGUACCAAAAUAUUCUUCAGGA
This is a messenger RNA of Aphis gossypii (cotton aphid), 3292 nucleotides long. It is a transcript of the gene Sirt6, whose product is annotated as NAD-dependent protein deacetylase Sirt6. Bases 289 to 1350 code for a protein of 353 amino acids. The record is from RefSeq and is a predicted model, not a curated record. Gene Ontology annotation, molecular function: NAD+ binding. The transcript has 8 exons. NCBI's taxonomy places the organism in Eukaryota, Metazoa, Arthropoda, Insecta, Hemiptera, Aphididae.